Messenger RNA from Sodiomyces alkalinus F11, 800 nucleotides. RefSeq lists its product as hypothetical. The coding region runs from base 273 to 608 and encodes 111 amino acids. NCBI's taxonomy places the organism in Eukaryota, Fungi, Ascomycota, Sordariomycetes, Glomerellales, Plectosphaerellaceae. Gene Ontology annotation, molecular function: protein heterodimerization activity; chromatin binding. Gene Ontology annotation, cellular component: FANCM-MHF complex; Fanconi anaemia nuclear complex. The record is from RefSeq and is a predicted model, not a curated record. Gene Ontology annotation, biological process: resolution of meiotic recombination intermediates; replication fork processing. The transcript has 3 exons.
UGAAGAUGAAGUAGGAACCCCAGACUCAUGGAUAUGCCAUCAACACUGGACAGACAUCUGACGAAACGUCUUCAGCCACUCAAAGUUGACAGUGUGAUGUGAAAUCCGCGAUUUCACACCAUCACUUUCACCCGGGUAUCCCCGUGACGCGACGCGCCAGACGUGGAGAGUGAUCGAUCUACGACCCGUCGUCUUGGGAGGCUUUAGGUUUUUCUCUUCUUCUUUCUUCUCGGCUCUUUACACACUCUGAAAGAGCCGAGGCAUAGUCCAUAAUGGCCGACGCGUCGAGUGACGAAAAGCGAGAGCGCCUCAAAGCCGCCCUCUGGUUCGCCGUCGGGCAAAUCGUCGACGAGGAAUCCAUGAAGAAAAACCGCAACGCCACGCCUCAGUUCAUCGGCGCUUUGACCGAGAUGGUGUGGGAGCAGAUUGAAUCCACAGCGACAGACUUGGAGAGCUUCAGUCGUCAUGCCGGGAGGACUACCAUCAGGGCGGACGACGUGGUGCUCCUGGCGAGGAAGAACCCGGAUCUGCAUGACCUUAUCAAAGACUACGUUGAUGAGCUCAAGGCCAAAAAGGCGGAGAAGGGAAAAGGGAGGCCGACGCGGUAGAAAGCCACUCCCCUCCCCCCCUGGGCAGUUAUGGAAAUGGGGGGCCCGUUUCAGGUUAUGAUAUCUUAUGAUAUCCUCCCUUUGAUGGCCACUCUCUUAAUGCUUAAUGAAUUCUUGACUAGGCCGUCGUUUUGGUGGUACAAUUACUCUCGUGGUAAAAUAAGCCACUAACAGCGUGAGAAUGACGCUUCC